This is a messenger RNA of Schistocerca gregaria, 2292 nucleotides long. Its product is annotated as exopolyphosphatase PRUNE1-like. Gene Ontology annotation, molecular function: exopolyphosphatase activity. Gene Ontology annotation, cellular component: cytoplasm. The record is from RefSeq and is a predicted model, not a curated record. NCBI's taxonomy places the organism in Eukaryota, Metazoa, Arthropoda, Insecta, Orthoptera, Acrididae. Bases 198 to 1334 code for a protein of 378 amino acids. The transcript is spliced from 7 exons.
UUCGUCGGUGGGCGGUUACAUAUGCAAGUUUUCGUUGCCUGGAAAAAAGCGGCUUGGUGUCCAUUGACAUGUCUAUCGUGGAUUUGAAGAUCUUUGACAACUUGCGCGGUUUUCAAAUAUUAGUCUGCGAAAUGAUUGCGGGUUUGAAGGGUUGAACGUUGCCGUAAUCGAAGAAAUAGUCUACAACUUUGUGAAAAAUGGCUUGGCAAUUCGUUUGUGAAGCAGCGAAGCUGCAGCUUGGGGCACUACAAAAAGUUAGGACUAUAAUUGGCAACGAAUCUUGCGAUCUGGAUUCAGCAUCUUCUGCCCUUGCAUAUAGCUACCUCCAAAAUUGUAUGGCAAACAGAAAUCCUAAUAUUGGCACAGUAAUACCAGUUCUAAAUAUUCCCCAGGAAGACUUUACCCUGAAGACCGAAGUUUGUUAUUACCUUAAAAAGUGUGGUGUUCCACUCGGUGACCUGUUUUUCAGAGACACAAUUAACUUCGAUUUACUAAUGUCGUCUAGUGAAGUGGAGAUUGUGCUGGUUGACCACCAUGCCCUCUCUGAUAAGGACACUUCUCUUAAGCAGUACGUGAUUGAGGUUAUUGAUCAUAGACCCCUUGAUCCGGAUUGGCAGUGGGAGAAUGUAGAAAAGACCAUGGAGACGGUUGGUUCAUGUUCAACGCUGGUAGCUGAAUUGGUGAUCACCCAAACUGAAUUCCCAGUGCCACAAGAAGUUCUCAUGUUACUUUAUGGUACAAUCAUCUUAGACACAGCUUGCUUGUCGGAUAAUCCGAAGAAGUUUACUGCCAAAGAUGUGUCAGUUCUGGAAGAGCUGGAGAAACGACUCGUGAAUAAACCAGGCCGUAGUACUCUUUACAGUGAGCUACUGUCUGUUCAAUGUGAUAUAACCGAAUUAUCAAUUUCACAGUUAUUGAGGAAAGACUUGAAAGUAGUGUCUAAUAUCCCAGUUUCCUCACUCCCCUUGUUGAUACAGGACUUCUUGGGCAUGUCAGAUGCAGAAGAAGAAGUAGAGAGAUUUGCUGAGACUUACCAGUAUAAAGCUGUUGUGAUUUUAGGAGUAUCCAAAUUGGGCAGUGAACUAAGGAGGGAAGUUGGAAUUUUUUCACAAGAAAGAAGUUUGCUUAAAGUGCUGACAGAUAGCCUGACAAAAUCCAAGACUCCCAAUCUUCAGCUUCAACCUAUAAAAAAAAUUUCUGACAGUGGAAAGGUGGUACUUUUCCGGCAACUGAAUAAAGAUGCUUCAAGGAAACAGAUAGUACCUUUGGUGAAAGAGGCAGUCAUAAAUUAUGAAAGAACACAUGGACCGAGUUGUAGUUCUACCAGAAGCUGAGAGGUACAUACAGUCUGCAAAUAUGGUAUAGGAGUGUCAUGUUUGGUGCUAAAACUCUGUUUAAACACUCGGGACUUGGGAAAACGAAAUUGGAUGGCUGCAGUGAAGUAUUUCUCUGUUGUUCAAUGGUGAAUGGAUUGUCCUCCAUUCCAGUGUCUCUGUUUUUUUUAAAAAAGUGAAGAACUCGGAUUUCAGUGGUGGAGAACAAAGUGAAAUGCAAUAAGUGUUCCUGUAAUGCAGCUUCUUUGCAUUAUUUUUAACUGAAACUAUCCAUGUUUUCUCUCUCUCUCUCUCUCUCCCUCUCUCUCUCUCCCUCCAUCCCCCUCCAUCACUCCCUCCCUCCAUCCCCCUCCAUCACUCCCUCACUCCAUCCCCCUCCAUCACUCCCUCCCUCCAUCCCCCUCCAUCACUCCCUCCCUCCAUCCCCCUCCCUCACUCCCCCUCCCUCCCUCCCUCCCUCCCUCCCUCCCCCUCCUUCACUCCCUCCCCCUCCUUCACUCCCUCCCUCCCCCUCCCUCUUUCCCCUCCCUCCCUCUUUCCCCUCCCUCCCUCUUUCCCCUCCCUCCCUCUUUCCCCUCCCUCCCUCUUUCCCCUCCCUCCCUCUUUCCCCUCCCUCCCUCUUUCCCCUCCCUCCCUCUUUCCCCUCCCUCCCUCUUUUCCCUCCCUCCCUCUUUUCCCUCCCUCCCUCUUUCCCCUCCCUCCCUCUUUCCCCUCCCUCCCUCUUCCUCCUCUAUUUUUAUACUCUUGCUUGUGCAAGUUACUGAAAUUGUCAAUGUUGUGCAUCCUAAUAUUAAGUGGGAAUGUGUGCAGCUUAAUGGAGGGACAAAAAAGUCAAAUUAGACUCUCAGUUAUUAAAAAGAUUAUAUAAGCCAUCUGUUAUCUUAAAUGUAUCACUGUACCCAUGUGAACUGAAUUUUACAUUACCUGAUUAGAUAAAUAUAUGGAAAUGUUUAUUAUA